Lasiosphaeria miniovina is the source of this 813-nucleotide messenger RNA. Its product is annotated as histidine phosphatase superfamily. Lineage: Eukaryota; Fungi; Ascomycota; Sordariomycetes; Sordariales; Lasiosphaeriaceae. The coding region runs from base 1 to 813 and encodes 270 amino acids. The record is from RefSeq and is a predicted model, not a curated record. Gene Ontology annotation, cellular component: cytoplasm. The transcript has a single exon. Gene Ontology annotation, molecular function: phosphatase activity.
AUGACGGGCAAAAUAUACAUCCACCUAGUGCGUCACGCGCAGGGGUUCCACAACCUGACUGAGAUCAACCAGCAGAUCCCGGACCCGGACCUGACGGCGCUGGGCAAGGAGCAGUGCGCGGCGCUGCGGGCCGGGUUUCCCUACCAAGACAAGAUCACGCACCUGGUGGCGUCGCCGAUGCGGCGCACGCUGUACACGUGCCUGCUGUCGUUCGCGCCGGCGGUGCAGGCGGGACGGGUAGUGACAGCACUCCCCGAGAUCCAGGAGGUGUCCAACCUGCCGUGCGACCUGGGCACGGCGCCGAAGCGGCUCGCGGCUGAGUUCGACGACGACGCCGCGCGCGUCGACCUGCGGCUGCUGACGCUGACGUGGGCCGACAAGUCGCCCGGAUCCCCCUGGUACCCCGACGCGGCCAAGCUCGAGGCCCGCGCGCGCACCGCCCGGCGCUGGCUCCGCGACCUCGGCACCAAGUUCCUCGAGGAGAAUUCCGGCGCCGACGUGGACGCGCACAUUGUCGCCGUCACGCACGGCGGCUUCCUGCACUUUCUGUCCGACGACUUUGAGGACAUUGUCUUGGAUGUCGGCACGGGGUGGAACAACGCCGAGUGCCGCACCUACGAGCUCAAAGACCCGACCGGACAGGACCCGGACGCCCAGCUCUCCGAGACUGACGCCUCUCGGAACAGGAGGAAGGACAGGCGGACGGGCCUGGACGAGACGGAGAGGAGAGAGCUCCGCGUUGCCUACGGGGAUCUUAUCAAGAAGGAAUUCGGGACUCCGUCUGUAGAACUGGUAGAGAACGUUGCGUUUUAG